This is a messenger RNA of Venustampulla echinocandica, 903 nucleotides long. RefSeq lists its product as uncharacterized. NCBI's taxonomy places the organism in Eukaryota, Fungi, Ascomycota, Leotiomycetes, Helotiales, Pleuroascaceae. The transcript has a single exon. The record is from RefSeq and is a predicted model, not a curated record. Bases 1 to 903 code for a protein of 300 amino acids.
AUGCGCUCCCCUUCUAUUCCAAGUCUAAGCGCGCUGCUUCUUCUAUCAGGCGCAUCGACCGCGCUCGCCACGAAGAUUAGCGUCCCUUCGACCAUUGCCGCUGGCGCAGAAGUGACUGUUACGAUCCCCAGCGACCUCAUCAAGGGCUUCGACAAUUUCCGCGUCUAUCUCUCAACGACCCCGCCAGGAUGGGCGUCUGCAGCGGUCUGCUACCUUGUCAACUCGACCCCUAUCAAUACCGAGUCUCUCAAGGUGCAAAUCCCACCCACAGUCGGACCUAGCGGGAAGACAUAUUCCAUCGCCGCCAGGGGUUUCAAUGGAGAUGGCAAGAAGAGUGAUUCUGCAGGUUUCCAAAGCAGCAACGACUUCGAACUCACGGGCGGUACAGGCCAAUGGUCUGAACAAGAGCUUCAGGGUUUCUCCAUGAGCAAUCCGGAUACCAUCCCCUGCGGAUCUUACGGUUGCAUUAAGGACUGCAACACGAAGUUCUUGACAGACGACAUCAGGAAGGCGGGUAUUAAUGCCUACAAACCGGCUUACGAGUGCUUUGCUGCUUGCCCGGGUGUCAAACUCCCUAGUUGGGAAGUUGUGCUCGCCCAGUCUGGCGCAGCACCCUCCAGCUCGUCGGCGGUGGCUAGCUCGACCAGCGCUGUAGCUUCGUCCACAGUGGCCCCAGCCCCUACGAAUAACACCACUGCAUAUACAAAUUGCACUUCAACUGCCUACGUCCCAUCUUCAACCGCGCAGUCAAACACAACUUCGCUCAAGACCCCGGGCGCGCCCACUGCCGUUCCCACCGCCCCUUCAGCUCCAGCACCACCCGCUAAUGCCGCCUCGAGCAUUCAAAUCUCAGCUACGUUAUUAUUUGCAGGCAUCAUGGGCCUAGUCGCCUUCCAACUGUAA